CAGAAGUGCAGCUGCUGGUUUUGUGUCUGGAGAAGCCGUGUCCUUUGCGGUGGAGCCCGCUCUGACUGAAGAUGCCUCCCUGCUGAAAGCUGCGACUCUGGCUGCCGGACGUGCCGGUUCCACCGGAGUCGCCGUGGCGACGUCGUGCCUCGUGUUCACAUCGCUCUUGGAGUGGGUUUUCUUCUCUUUGCCAUGAUGCUCAAACUGCUGACCAGAGCUGGAGUGAGUCUGGCUUGGUUAAUGGAGGUGACUGCUGGGGCCUCAGUGGUGGUGGGAGCUGUCACAUUCGGAGUCGUCGAGGGUGUCCUUCCACCAUGGAUCGUCCUUUUAGCUCACGGCGCUCCAGUUCUCCUUGUGUACUCAUACUCCAACAUCAAUGACAUGUCGACCGCUCUGUUAAUCAUCUUCGCCUCUCUUUACCUCGGUGUGGCUUUUGGAUGCUUGGGUCCUCUAUCUGGACUGUUUUUGCUGCACUGACCAUCUCUUUACUCUGUGCCUUUCGUAGGACUCCUAAAGAGUGGCUAACGCAAACGCCAAACUCUAAGACUGGGUGCAAACUGCUGGAGAGGAUCUUUUUCUGCUCGGUUUUUGUUGGAAUUCUUGGGUUUUUGGUUGGUUUGGGAGCGUGUGAGGUAGGAGAAGGGUCAGAAGCAGAGGUGGGUUUAACACUGCAGUCAGUCCUCUGCGUGGCAUUUGUCUGCAGGGCUGUUGGGAGCUGGACUGGGACCAGUGGCCGUGGUCAGACUGGGACCAAAUAAGACAGGACAUAUUUCAGUGGGAGCUGCUGUUGCAAUAUUUGUGUCUCGUGUCUAGGUGCCAGAAGCUGCACCGGAGGAACACUAGGGGCGGCUACAGCUGCAGGGGUGUCACUUGGUGCUGCCAGUGUUGCAGAGUGUCACACGUCUAAAUCCAGAAAUUCAGCUUCGCUGGUUCUUGGUUGUGUUGUUGCAGGUGCUCUCUUGGUCCUUAAAGGUGUUUCUCUGAAAGCAACACCUUUGAUGACAUCGGAACUCAUCGCAGUGGCAACUGUUGCAGUGGGGGCAUUUGUUCUGGGUGCACCAAAGAGCCCGCUCCACACCAGAGUGAAUCUGCAAGGGGGCCUCCUCACAGGGGAUGGAGCUAAUUAAAAUGAUCGGCAUGGAGACGGUCACCAUGGCAGCAGCACCUAUUGGAGCGGGGGUGCUCGGGGCCGCAGCCUUGGGCACGGCAGCACUGGGAACGCUGGGGACCAUCGGAGUUCUGGUGGCUGUAACACAGGCUCUGGGGGGUGUCCUCAGUGGAAGGAUUGGAAAAUCAGCACCAACAGCCAGCACACACACACACACUGACCUACGCUGGACUUCACAUCCAUCACUUCUGCUGAGCAGGACUUCCGCACAUUUGCUUCCAACAAAGACGUUCAAAAUAAAUCUAGUAUUAUUUGCUGCUUUUUGUUGUGCACUGAAGGGAUUUCUAACAUACGAUUUGUACCUUGUAUUAUUUUGACCACCAGUGUUGAAAUAAAUAUUUUUUUAAUGAAACCCACUGAUGCCUUCUGAGAAAAUAUUUUUGUAAAAUGUUGAAAAUGUUUCAUAUUUAAAGGAUGUUUGCUUUUUAUUUUAUUUUAUUUUAUUUUAUUUUUUGCCUGAAGGACAAAAUGCUUAUUUUUCCUUUUUGUCAACCCUUCGCACAAUUCCCAAGACGUGGCUGCUAGCAGGCUAUUACUCUGAUUUGAUCUCAACAACAGUAACAGAGGAUUUGCUCUGGGAGGGCUGGGCGUGGGAGGAAACGAGAGGUAAACACUGACAUCAGACCACGGAGGAGCGUCGUACCUUUGGUUCUGCAUUACGGAUCUUUGUGCAAUUAAAAGAAAGGAAUAAUUUUUACAUGACAAUGUUUUUCCUCCUGGUUUUAUUGACUUUAAUUGGAUAAAAGCAUCAUUAUUCUGCCAUGGCGACCAACAAGACUUCAAACAGAAGGUGGGGUAUUUGUUUAAAGAGCUUGGAGGUCACUUCAAUGGUAAUUUAAAAACAACAGCUCCAGAUUCAAUCCAAGGUAGGAACUUUUCAGGAUGGAUUUAAAGAAAAUCUGCAAUACUUAAAUUUUUUGGACACUUCACAAAAAUUGGAAUGUGAUUAUCUUCAAGUGUAAGGGGAACUAUCUUCUGAGAUACCAUGACAUGAACCAGUAUGCCUCUGAACCGGGUCCCUACGACAGACACUGAGCCGUCCACAGAGUGCUCCGUGGAGUAUCCCAGCCAGGUUACCGGUGAUGUGGGUCGAAGCCGGGAAGUGGCCGUCCUCCAGUCCGGCUGCUGCCGCUGCCUGCCCCGUGCGGUGCGCCUCACCUUCACGCCCGAAUCGUUGGAGAGGCUCUACCAGAACUAUUUCCGACGCCAGAGAGAGGAGAACCUGCUGGUGUUGGUGGCCUUUGCGGCUCUUUUCAACAGCUUCAUCCUCAUCAUGUGUGCGGUGGUGUACACCGAGCACAAACUGGACAUGGUUGUGGUGGCAGCGAUGGGAUUGGCUGCUGAUGCCGUGCUAUUCCUGCUGUGCUGGUUCCACAAACUCCCUGCAUCACCCGUAGCAAGAGGAGGGGUCCCCUACGUGCUGUGGCUGAUGAUUACUGUCCACGUUUUGUGUUACAUGAGUUUAAACUACAAGAGGUUUCCUGAUGGAAGCGACUCAGUGGGCUGGCAGGCUUUCUUUAGCUUCUCCAGUUUCCUGACUUUACCUCUGAACUUGGUGCCUCUCAUCCUGCUCACAGCCGUGUCCUGUGGGAUCCACACCCUGGUGCUGGGGGUGACGGUGGCUCAAAGGUUUGUGGAUAAUCUGCAAGGGCCCGUGCUGGUGAGACAGCUCCUUGCCAAUGUGAUGCUGUACCUGUGUGCAGCCGCAGUGGGGGUGAUGUCCUUCUACAUGGCUGACAGGAAGUACCGGACAGCGUUUUUGGAGGCUCGUCAGUCGCUGCAGGUGAAGCUGACUCUGGAGGAGCAGAGUACGCAGCAGGAGGAAUUACUGCUGUCCAUUCUCCCAAAGCAUAUUGCUGAUGAGAUGCUGCAGGGCAUGAAGAACCAGGCCAAUCAGAAUGAGGUCCAGCAGCAGCAGCAGUUCAACACCAUGUACAUGUACCGCCAUGAAAAUGUCAGUAUACUGUUUGCAGACAUCGUGGGCUUCACCCAGUUAUCCUCAGCGUGCAGUGCCCAGGAGCUUGUAAAGCUGCUCAACGAACUGUUCGCUCGCUUUGACAAAUUGGCGUCUCAACAUCACCAGCUGAGGAUUAAGAUCCUUGGAGACUGUUACUACUGCAUCUGUGGCUUGCCUGACUUUAGAGAAGACCAUGCUGCUUGUUCCAUAAGAAUGGGCCUCUCCAUGGUAGAAGCAAUAUCGUAUGUGCGGGAAAAGACAAAAACGGAUGUGGACAUGAGAGUGGGCGUCCACACCGGCACUGUCCUUGGAGGAGUGCUCGGACAGAAGCGCUGGCAGUUUGACGUCUGGUCCACUGAUGUCACCGUGGCUAACAAGAUGGAAUCUGGAGGAAUUCCUGGGAGAGUGCACGUCUCUCAGAGCACCAAGGACAGCCUGCAUGGGGAAUUUGAGCUGGAGCCGGGAAACGGUGGAGAGAGGUGUGAGUACCUGCUGGAGAAAGGCAUUGAGACUUAUCUGGUUCUUGCCCCUAAAGAGGGAGAUGAUGGGCUCAGUGGAAAUACACCAGACUCCAUGACUGAAAAAAACUCAAAUCAACUGAUCAACACCACAUCACCCAAAACGAACGCAGCCUCCAACCAGCCUAUGCUGUCUCACCCGAAACAAGAGAGGAAUAAGGUGACGGAAGAACAAGGGAUCAACAAGCGACUGCAGCAGGAGCUUCUGGACAGGGAAUCUCAGCAAAUAAUGAAGGAUCAUCAAAUCAACGCCUUUUCCCUUCGCUUUGUGGACGGAAAGCUAGAGGAGCACUACUCCUCAGAGAAGGAGAAGCGGAGCGGCGCCGCCUUCAGCUGCUGCGUCAUCGUGCUCUUCUUCAUCACAGCAAUGGAGGUGUUUAUAGACCCUCUAUUGUUCGUGAACUAUGUGACCUUUGCAGUUGGACAAGUGUUGUUGCUAAUUCUCACCGUUUGCUCCCUGGCUGCUAUCUUCCCAAGGAUGUUCUCUAAGAGAUUGGUAUCUUUCUCAAUGUGGAUCGAUCGCACUCGGUGGGCAAGAAACACCUGGGCCAUGGCAGCCAUCUUUGUUCUAACCAUGGCUGUUAUAGCUGACAUGUUGACUUGUGUGCCACCAUCCCUUCGGGUUUCCAACAGCAGCUUUGGGCCCAUGUUGGAGUCACUUGGUGACCGAGGUUGUGCAGAAAAUCCUAAAUAUUACAGCUACAUGGCCGUGAUGUCCCUUAUUGCAGUCGCCAUGUUGGUGCAGGUCAGUCACCUGAUCAAAUUAGGCCUCAUGAUCCUGGUCGUCACAGCAACAGGAGCCGUUAACAUCUACAGCUGGCGGGACAUAUAUGAUCUGUAUGACUACAUACAGUUUGCCUCCUUCCGAAUGUCCAUGGUGCCAUCUAAGUAUCUCAUGACAACGAUGGUUAUUGUCAUGAUGAUUGGGUUUUAUUUCUUUGCUCGACAUCUGGAGCGACAGUCCAGGAAGCUGUUCCUGUGGAAGAUCGGAGUGCACGACCAGAAGGAGAGGGUAUUCGAGAUGAGGCGUUGGAAUGAAGCGCUGGUCACCAAUAUGCUGCCAGAACAUGUGGCUAAACACUUCCUGGGCUCUAAAAAGAGAGAUGAGGAGCUGUACAGCCAGUCUUAUAAUGAAAUAGGAGUGAUGUUUGCUUCCAUCCCAAACUUUUCUGAUUUCUACACUGAAGAGAGCAUCAAUAACGGAGGCAUUGAGUGUCUCAGGAUUCUCAAUGAGAUCAUCUCAGACUUUGACAGCUUAUUAGACAGAGAAGAGUUUCGGUGCAUCACUAAGAUCAAGACAAUUGGAAGCACCUACAUGGCUGCAUCCGGACUCACCCCAGAGAGUAACACAAAUGGAUACAGCAGUCAUAAGCCAGAGGACCGGUCUCUGAUAGAACGAUGGCAGCACCUCUCUGAUCUAGCAGACUUUGCCUUGGCCAUGAAAGUGACGCUGGACAACCUCAACAAACAGUCUUUCAAUAACUUCAUGCUGCGCAUCGGUAUGAAUAAAGGAGGUGUUCUAGCUGGAGUGAUUGGAGCUCGUAAACCUCAUUAUGACAUCUGGGGGAACACGGUGAACGUGGCCAGCAGAAUGGAGUCAACUGGGGUGAUGGGGAACAUCCAGGUGGUGGAAGACUGCUACGACAUCCUGAAAGAAUACAGCUUCCGCUUCAUUCGAAGAGGGCCCAUUUUUGUCAAGGGAAAAGGGGAGCUUCUUACUUUUUUCAUGAAAGGGAGAGAUAAACCCGGCUGUAACGGGGGUCCAGGGACCACAGCUCUGCCACACCACGUCCAGGACCAUUGCUGACACUUUUAAUCUGAUUAAAUGAGAUCAGCAUGCUUAUAGACUUCAGCAUAAUAUUGAACAUGCUCCACCUCUCUCCUUCAUGGUUUAUUUUGACGAAUAGUUCAUUAUUCUGUAGUUUAAGGAAACAGACACAGACUGGCUCAGCAUAAUACAGUUCUAUGACCAUCAGCUAUGACUGUUAUAGCCUUAAAGCGACAUUUCAGAUCAGAUUUUAUUUUGAAAAGACGUAAAUAGUUCUAGAAUAUCUCGCAGAACGUCUACAUUUAUAUUAUUAAAUGAAACUUCAUGAAACUGUGUGUUGUAAAACCUGGAGUCUUCAAUUUAAAUUAUUUGCCAAUAUUUGCACCUGGCUUGUAUGUAAUUUCUUUAAUUUCAGAUUUGCAAAAAUAAUCCAUUCUGAAUGUUUUUUCUUACAUUGUUAAUAAUAUUAGCUCUGAUUUUCUAAGGUUUUUAGAUGCCGUGUUUUUUAAUUCUUAAAACAUUUUUGUUUAUUGCUAAAUGUAAGUUAAAUGUUAAUUUCUUAAUGUGCUACAACACUGUAGGAAAAACGUAUCUGGUUAAGUUAACUCACUCGCUGCCAGCGUUUCUCACCAUUUUUACUGUUUUUUAAGAGUCACAGAACGUUGCGCGCUAGCAUGAUGUCGACGCCAAAACAACCAAAACAAAGCGGAGACUCACCUCUUACAUCAGGAAGAAUCCGCGUGUUUCGAGCGUUAUCCGUUCUUUCAUAAUCCGUUGUUGAAUUGUGAUCGGUAGAAGCUUUUCCGGUUCGCGCCUCACUUUUUUUUACAGCAGCGGCCCAAAACGAUCUCCUAACACAUGGAUGUUCUGCUUCCUGAUCACGUGACGUGUGCAGAUUAAGAUCGGCUUUAGAGCUGAGAUGUUUGUUCUCACGGUGUGGGGGCUCGUCCGACGCCCACACAGUAAAAACAUUGGCAGUGAAUGAGUUAAUGAACACUGUUUUUUUUUGUUUUUGUUUUGCCCUGACCAGAUUAAAUGACUGACACAAUGGCUCAAUGUUACGAUUAUCUGUGAGUUGAUUGAUUUGUUGACACAUGCCUGAGCUCCUGCAGUCUUCUAACAUUUCCCCGAAAAUGAACUUGAACUUAAUGUCCUCAGGGACACCAGUCAGGGAAAUAGAGCCUGUUUGCUUUUGUGGAAGCAUGCAGGUAUUUAUUUAAUCAACCUUAUAAUUUCAAGUAUGUUUGCCAAAAAAAAAACGUCCUGUAUAUUUCUGGUUUUUCUUCUUCACAAAUGAAUCUCAUCAAAACAACCCUUUGAUGGUACAGCGCCUUGUCUGGUUGUAAUGCCAUGUUGAAUGCGCUUUAUAAAUAAAAUGGUAUGGUAUGGUAUGGUAUGGUACAUAAUAAAGAUUGUCUUUUAAAUUUCA
This is a messenger RNA of Nothobranchius furzeri (turquoise killifish), 6840 nucleotides long. Its product is annotated as adenylate cyclase type 3. Gene Ontology annotation, biological process: adenylate cyclase-activating G protein-coupled receptor signaling pathway; cAMP biosynthetic process; intracellular signal transduction. Gene Ontology annotation, cellular component: plasma membrane. Lineage: Eukaryota; Metazoa; Chordata; Actinopteri; Cyprinodontiformes; Nothobranchiidae. Gene Ontology annotation, molecular function: adenylate cyclase activity. The record is from RefSeq and is a predicted model, not a curated record.